UUGUUUUUGGCCAAAUAAAAUAACAGUCACAAGCACAUUCGUUUUCACUUCGUAACUGCAGUGGAGAAUUCCUGUAAAUCAUCUGACACCUCCCACUGUGGGGGGGGGCUGCAUGAUGUAACUUGUUUUUUGUCCAAAUAAAAGUAGGGUUAUUACAAAAGAGUAUUGGUGAUGUGUUAGACCUCUGUCUAAAACCUGGUGCAUUAUAACGGAAAAGGAGCUUUUCAGUUUUUAAAACAGAUUUAAGCAAUACCAGCUGUGUGCUGCUGUUGUCUAGAAACACCAUGGCAGAGUACCAGUAUUCUUCUUUUCAGUGACAGUCGAGGUGCUGAGAUACACACAGGCAGCUUUCUACUCAGUCGAAUUUUUACUGUCUUGUAGCUGAACAGGAGGAAAAGUAUACAGCUACAUUAGAAGACACUCGACAAAGAGUCAUGGAAGACGGUCAACAUUUCACUCAUGGGAGCUCCUCAAAGAAGGAACAACAACAUAAAUAUAUGAAAAACAAAAUAGAAAUAAAAGGAUUCCUCACAAGAUAUAUUCUAAAAACCUGGACUCUACUUGACAGUGAAAGUCUGAAGAGAAUGGCAUUUGGUGAAAUAGAUGAGAGCAAACCUCAUAAAACCAUGAUAAUGGUUGGCGAAACAGGAGUGGGGAAGACGACUCUCAUCAACUCCAUGGUCAACUACAUGCUUGGUGUUGAGAGUAAAGACAGAAUUUGGUUUGAGGUCAUAGAGACAAAAGAAAACCAAUAUGAAUCUCAAACCUCUACAGUAACGGUGUAUGAUUUAUUUACUGAACACUGCCCAUUCUCUCUGACCAUCAUUGACACACCUGGAUUUGGAAAAACAGAAGGUACAGAUGAGGAUUUAAAAGUUGCUGAAAGUUUGCUUGAGUUACUGAGAUCCGGUGAAAGGGUUGAUAAAGUUGAUGCCGUGUGUCUGGUGAUGUCAUCCAGCACGGUUCGACUCAAUACAAGACAGAACUAUGUUUUCAAUGCUGUUCUUUCCUUAUUCAGCAAUGAUGUGAAGAAAAACUUUGUUGUGUUCGUCACACAUGCACCAACAAAGCCUACAAAUUCUAUCAAAGCCAUCAAAGAAGCCAAAAUCCCAUGCGCUCAGACUGAUGAUGAGGAGCCUGUGUAUUUCAGGUUCGACAACAGUCACUGUGAAAACAUUUCUGUGAAUUCCGAUUGUGAAGAGGAAACUGAUCAACUGAUUCAAGGUUUUCAUGCAGCAUGGGAUCUGUUCAACACAAGCAUGGAUGACUUUUUGACUUUUCUAAAGGGGAACAAACCUGUAAGUUUGAAGAAUACUAAAAGUGUGCUGACACACCGCAAGCAGCUAGUCAAACACAUCACCAGUUUAAGGAAACAAAUCAAUGCAAUGCAGCUUGAACAUGAAUUUGAAGAGUCCUACAGAGAAAAGGUACCAAUUGACCCGUCAACAGGUUUGAGCAAAGAGGCUACUUGCUGCAGUGUGUGUGAGGUGAACUGUCAUUAUCCAGGAUGCUGGUGGGUCAGAGAUCUUUCAUGGUGUACUGUCAUGACUAAGAAUUAUUGCACAGUGUGUCCAGGAAAGUGCCACUACACUGACCAUGUUAAAGAGGGAAAAAUCUAUGAGACGAAGACCAGGAAGGUCAAGAAGACUUUGAAAGAUCUGAAAAAGAGCUACGGGAAAGAGUCUGAUGAGAAUAAGAGACGGAUACACCAACUAGAGGAAGCAAUCUCCAAACAAGAAAGAGAAAUAACCAGACUGGUGGAAGAAUGUGAUAAGUGUAUUCAUGUCCUCCAGGAGAUCGCCUUAAAGACUGAUGCUCUCUCUGAACUUCAGGAUCUGGACUUCCUGUGUAAGGAAGCAAAGGAAACUCAAUGUAAAGAAGAAAUAGUACAGAAACUUGAAGAAUUGAAGAAAAAGGCAGAGGGGAAGUCCGACAUGACUAGACUGUAGAUGUAUGCAGGAAAUGGCUAGAUCAUCACUUUACAUAAUAACAGUCCACUGAUCAUUUCAUCAGUACUGUGUAGUGUGCUCUACAAAUCACUCUAUGAUGAGGUGUUUAUUUUCUUAUUAGUUAUUUAGUCAUAUGAUGAAAGAGGAAGCCUCUUCCAGAUUAAUGUAUCUAUGAAUCCUCUGAUUUUCUUUGUCUUCAUAUCAUUAAUUGUGCUUCUUUGGCCUCUGCAUCCCUGUAUGUGGCUUGAUACUAGCAUUAAAUGAUAAAAAUAUCCUUAAAAUGAUUUUCUCAGUGUUUUCUUUAUUAAUACUAUUGAAAUAAAAUCUAAUUACAAAAGGCAAUGGGGGCUGAUAUAUACAAAAAAUAUCUGUGCUAUAAUGUUGAUCUGACAAAGAAAAUGUUUCUGUUCUUGGAACACUGGGAUUAAUCGCCAAACCCCAGCAUCUACACAGUGAUGGAGCCCAAAGUAGAAACAUAGCUGUUUUUUUAGUUCAAAGUAUGUAGACAAACGUAAACUGGCCAUUUAGCUUUGUAAGCUACCUGACUGAUGUUAGUGACCUCUCAUCAUUUUGCCUGUUUUCAUUCAGCCAGAACUUAUUGCAAAUAUUUUACAGAAGGAUCAGAGACAAUCUUAGAUAUCGUAGAUAUUUACUCUGUAUGAAAGUAUGAAAGAUGUUCUGCAGAUUCUUAUUAUUACUGUACAAGUACAAGUCUUUAACUCUUCUGCAGGGAUUUACACUCUUUAUAUUGUAUGUGUGUUGAUCUUAUUUCUUUACUUGAAGGAGUAAAGGCUUUAAAAUAUCAGUGUAUUUUGAAGGUUCAGAAAGAGAAAGUAUCACAUGUAAAUAUUUCUUCAUUUAACAUUACAGGUUACAAAAUGCUCCUGUUUUUUUCUCUUUAUUUUCAGUAAACAGUGAACCAAAGUAACUAACACUUUUGGUUUUGAUUAAAACAUGGACAGGCGGAUCGCUACGUGGACUAACAGAUAAUCGCUACGUGGAUUCUGAAAACUGAACAUUAUUUCCAACCAAA
This is a messenger RNA of Hemibagrus wyckioides, 2982 nucleotides long. RefSeq lists its product as uncharacterized. The record is from RefSeq and is a predicted model, not a curated record. The transcript has 5 exons. The coding region runs from base 435 to 1949 and encodes 504 amino acids. Gene Ontology annotation, molecular function: GTP binding. NCBI's taxonomy places the organism in Eukaryota, Metazoa, Chordata, Actinopteri, Siluriformes, Bagridae.